CUCACUGCGGGGGAAGCAAAAGAUGGCCUGUUUGGCCCGUUUGCCUGCCGCACGUGAUGGCCGCCGAUCCCCCGAGGCUCUUCCAGCUGGACAUCAUCGUCAACCAUCCUCCCUCUUCCCCCCUCUCUCCCCUUCUUGAUAGAUCGAAGGCUUUGGAUGGAUAUGGUCGGCUCGUUUGGGAUUGAAUCUGUCCCGCGCCCGACAGAAUAAUCCCUCCGCACCCUACGAAGAUGACUCGGUGUGAGCUUGCUUUCCUCCGUGACUGCCGCACCUAUAUCAAGCCAUGUACUGGCCCCAUGGAGUUCCGCGGGUCUAUGCGAUCAAUGGCCCUGGAAUUCCGUUCACUGUCUCCGACGACGACGAGUCUAUAGGAUUGGAGAAUGAUGUCGAGCAGUCGCUAUCCCUAAAUGACAAUGGGCCCAAGAAACCGUCCGGUACGGAGUCAGCAUGGGCAAAUGAAGCCAUUGACGGCCUCUGCGCGUCGCGCACGGGUCAUAUGUUUGCGACUAUGACCCACACAUCGAUUGCUUUGUGGCAGACGCGAGUAUGUAUUGGUUGCGCAGUGCCUGUCUGCAUCUAUAUUGACCGAAUAAUAGCCUACCGCCGUCGUCGCCGCCGUCACCCGAUCCACUUCAUCGCUCGAGACCUACGGGCCCAAUGUAGCCCUACUCAUGCAUCCUGAUUCCACCAUUAUUGUUGUCCAGACACAGAACGGCUAUCUUCUGACCUACACGGUUGCAACGGAUCCUCAUAGCCGGGUGUACCAACAACACUUCGACCACUCUACCCAAAGACAGCUCGCACGUUUGUCCGCAGAGGAGGAUGCCAAUGGGGUUCGAGAUGUCAGUAUGCGAUUCAGGAUGGCCAUUAAGAUUGAAUCUGGUAUCGUUCGGGCUCUUGCCCUAGAUAAUGAACUUGUCGUGGCCACUGUGAAACCACCGGCGAUCCAGUGCAUUCGAUGGACUCCGGACGCCAGCGGCUCGCAGACCACCUCGGAGCUAUUGAGCCGGAUUCUAGGUGUGUCCAAGCGGACUUCGAUAACGGACAUGGUGUAUGACCGUGCCAUCAACCUCCUGGUAUGGGUCACCAAUGACGGACAAGCAUAUGCGGUCCAACGCGCAUCAAGCACGGCGCAGGAACCCGGAGCGCCCAAAAAGCUUUUCAACGGACACUGCUUUCAUAACCCCAAAGAUGACGGGGAGAAGGCCGUCAAGGUCGCCGUGAAUGCCCGGUUCUCACUGCUGACGGUGAACUGCGCUAACGGCGAGGUCUUGGUGUACACGGCGAAAGACUACCUGGGGAAUGUACCCCUUUCUCACAAACUGCAGCUGCCUGCCUCGCCGGUGACGACCGGCAAGUUGAACUUCAUGUGCUACUCGCCAGAUGGAUACUGCCUGUUCGCCGGUUACGACCGGGGGUGGACCACAUGGAGCGUGUUCGGGAAACCCGGAGGCAACAGUUUUACAGCGGACCGGGAGCUCGCCAAAACCAACUCCGAGGAUUGGUUAAAUGGGACGUCGUAUGGAUGCUGGAUCGGCGGAGGCUCCGACAUUAUACUGGCAGGGUUGGACGACCGACGACUGUGGAUUUUGGAAACAGCCCGCAGCGCCCUGACCGGCUGCUUUUCUUCGGCAAAUCUCGCCAGAGGCCUCCUGCAGACAGGAACAGAGGUCAUUUUAUAUCGAGGCCACGACCUGCCUGACCUCAUGACCAUCUCCGGCAAAGAUUCGCUGUGGCAUCAUGCGCAGUACCCCCAAAGCUACCUCCAUUCCCAGUGGCCCAUCCGGUCCAGCGUCGUGUCGCAGGACGGACGCUAUGUAGCCAUUGCCGGCCGACGGGGCCUUGCGCACUACAGCGUGAACAGUGGGCGGUGGAAAGUGUUUGAAGACUCGAAAGUCGAGAACUCUUUUGCAGUCCGAGGCGGUAUGUGCUGGUAUGGGCAUAUUUUGAUCGCCGCCAUUGAAAGUGACGGGUCAUACGAGCUGCGAUUGUACUCCCGGGAGCAGCCCUUGAACAACCAAUCAAUCUUGCACAUAGAGUAUCUUCCCUCGCCGGUAGUUUUCAUCGGGCCAUCGGGCGAGGACUCCAUCCUUGUUUAUACCUACGACAACAUCUUAUACCACUACAUCAUCUCUUCUGUGAAUUCUCGGAUCACGCUGGUCCCGGUUGGCCAGAUUGCUUUUAACGGCAUUGUGCGGGCCCCAACUCGAGUACGAGCGAUCAGCUGGGUGUUGCCGGAGGAUCAACUGCGCAAUGGCGACCCAUCGCAAGAUGUAAAGCAGGCUUCGGUGCUCCUUUUGGUUGAUGGCAACCUUGUGUUGCUCCAGCCAUCAACGUCGGACGCCGGGGACUUGAAGUACGACAUGAGGGUAGUCUCUCACGACGUCGAGUAUUACAUCUUAAUGCGGGAUCAGUUCUCAUUCAACUUCGCGCCGUCGGCGGACGAGUCUAUCCCGUCCAGUCCCUCGGCCGAGAUGGCAUUGAACAUGUACCACCACAAUUUGUCCCUGAGAGACUCUCUCUGGACCUUCUGCGGCAAGGAUCUGCUGGCCUGGGGCGAUGUGCAAGACGUCCUGCGGCGGGAAGACGUUCCCAAGGCGAUCGAGAUUCCACUGGACUUUUAUCCGCUGUCAGUAUUGUUGAAUAAGGGGAUAGUCUUGGGGGUGGAAUCCGAGAUGAUGCAACGACGCGACGUUACAUUUGCAGUACUGAAAUUUGCCAUCCGAAGCCAUCUAUUCCUGCCCUACCACCUGCAGCACUGUCUGGUCAACGGGGAUAUGCCAGCCGCACUGUCGCUCUGCCAACACUUCUCGCACCUCUCAUACUUCCCGCAUGCUCUUGAAGUCCUCCUUCAUCACGUCCUAGACGAGGAAGUCGACAACGAAAGCCGCAACAGCAAAGUCGACGACCCGUCCUUGAAACAAGAGCCCCUCCUCCCCUCCGUCAUCUCCUUCCUCCAAGCCUCCCUCCCCGCGCGCGUCUACCUGGACAUCGUCGUGCAAUGCACGCGCAAGACCGAGCUCCGGUCGUGGCGCACCCUCUUCACCUACCUCCCUCCGCCGCGGGAUCUAUUCGAGCAAGCCCUCCGGCUGAACUGCCUCAAGACGGCCGUCGGCUAUCUCUUAGUGUUGCAAGCCUUCGAAGACGAGGAGGGCCACGAGGCGCCCAUUGAAGAUUAUGUGGUGCGGCUGAUGGCGCUGGCGUCCCAGAAAAGCGAAUGGGAGCUGUGCGCCGAGCUGGCGCGGUUUUUGAUCGCGCUGGACGGCACGGGCGAGAUGCUGCGACGGGCGGUUUCGCGCGCGGGCCUGCGCAAUCCGGGUGGGUAUGCUGGGACGGGCAGUGUCAAGGGACUGGGGUUGGCGAUCAGUCCGUCGUGGUCGUCGCUGUCGCAGACGUCGUCGAUUUCUCCGCGACGAAGUCCGAAAGAAGACGAGUUGCCUUGACUGGGAUAGGGGGGGGGUGUACAUAGAUAGAUAGAUAGUUUAUUGAUCUUGGCUGAUUGCCUUUAUACUCGACUGGCUUCUCACUUACUUCAUACUGUCCAUUCCUACGUCUAUUCAUUUCACAUAAGAUAGGCAAACAUUG
Aspergillus melleus is the source of this 3585-nucleotide messenger RNA. RefSeq names its product RIC1 family protein (gene RIC1). NCBI's taxonomy places the organism in Eukaryota, Fungi, Ascomycota, Eurotiomycetes, Eurotiales, Aspergillaceae. The transcript has 4 exons. Gene Ontology annotation, molecular function: protein binding. Gene Ontology annotation, cellular component: Ric1-Rgp1 guanyl-nucleotide exchange factor complex; Golgi membrane; cytosol. Gene Ontology annotation, biological process: intracellular protein transport; retrograde transport, endosome to Golgi. The record is from RefSeq and is a predicted model, not a curated record. Bases 672 to 3443 code for a protein of 923 amino acids.